GAAGGAGGGGAAAAGGAGAAGGGAAGAGAGGAAGGGAAGGAGAAAGAGAUAGAAAGAGGAAGGAAGGAGGGGAAAAGGAGAAGGGAAGAGAGGAAGGGAAGGAGAAAGAGAUAGAAAGAGGAAGGAAGGAGGGGAAAAGGAGAAGGGAAGAGAGGAAGGGAAGGAGAAAGAGAUAGAAAGAGGAAGGAAGGAGGGGAAAAGGAGAAGGGAAGAGAGGAAGGGAAGGAGAAAGAGAUAGAAAGAGGAAGGAAGGAGGGGAAAAGGAGAAGGGAAGAGAGGAAGGGAAGGAGAAAGAGAUAGAAAGAGGAAGGAAGGAGGGGAAAAGGAGAAGGGAAGAGAGGAAGGGAAGGAGAAAGAGAUAGAAAGAGGAAGGAAGGAGGGGAAAAGGAGAAGGGAAGAGAGGAAGGGAAGGAGAAAGAUAGAAAGAGGAAGGAAGGAGGGGAAAAGGAGAAGGGAAGAGAGGAAGGGAAGGAGAAAGAGAUAGAAAGAGGAAUUAAGGAGGGGAAAAGGAGAAGGGAAGAAAGAAAGGGAAGGAGAAAGAGAUAGAAAGAGGAAGGAAGGAGGGGAAAAGGAGAAGGGAAGAGAGGAAGGGAAGGAGAAAGAGAUAGAAAGAGGAAGGAAGGAGGGGAAAAGGAGAAGGGAAGAGAGGAAGGGAAGGAGAAAGAGAUAGAAAGAGGAAGGAAGGAGGGGAAAAGGAGAAGGGAAGGGAGGAAGGGAAGGAGAAAGAGAUAGAAAGAGGAAGGAAGGAGGGGAAAAGGAGAAGGGAAGAGAGGAAGGGAAGGAGAAAGAGAGAAGGAAAGUAAGGGGCAAGGAGUGGCAGAGAAAGAUAGGAGGGAGGGAAGAAGGGGAAAAGGAGAAGGGAAGAGAGGAAGAACGAAAAAAGAGAGGAAGGGAAGGAAGAGAGAAGGAAAGGAGGGGGCAAAGAGGUGGGGAGGAAGAAAGGAAAGAAGGAAGAAGGGCGAAAAGAGAAGGGAAGAGAGGAAAGGAAGGAGAAAGAGAGAAAGAAAGAGAAAGGGAGGGAAAAAGAAAGACAGGAAGGAAAAGGAAGAAGAGGAAGGGAAGGAGAAAGAGAUAGAAAGAGAAGGAAAGGAAGAGAGAGAAGAAAGAAGGAAGGAAGGAAGAGAAAAGGAGAAGGGAAGAGAGGAAGGGAAGGAGAAAGAGAGAAGGGAAGCAAGGGGAAAGGAGUGGUGGAGAAAGGAAGGGAAAAGGAGAAGGGAAGCGAGGAAGAGAAGGAGAAAGAGAUAGAAAGAGAAGGAAAGGAAGAGAGAGAGGAAGGAAGAAGGGUGAAGGGAAGGAGGAAGAGAGAUAAGGAAAGAGAUAGAUAGAGAAGGAAAGGAAGAGAGAGAGGAAGGAAGAAGGGUGAAGGGAAGGAGGAAGAGAGAUAAGGAAAGAGAUAGAUAGAGAAGGAAAGGAAGAGAGAGGAAGGAAGAGAAAAGGGGAAGGAAAGAGAGGAAGAAAGGAAAAGAGAAAAGGAAAGAGAAAGGGAGAGAAAAAGAAAGUCAGGGAGAAAAAGGAAGGAAGGGAAAAGGAGAAGGAAGAAGAGGAAGGGAAGGAGAAGGCAAGGGAGAGAAAGAGAGAAGGAAAGGAAGGGGCAAAGGGGGAGAAAGGAAGGAAGGAAGAAGGGGAAAAGGAGAAGGGAAGAGAGGAAGAAAUAAAAAGAGAAAAGGAGAGAGAAAGAUAAAGACAGGGAGAGAGAGGAAGGAAGGAAGGAAGGAAGGAAGGAAGGAAGGAAGGAAGGAAGGAAGGAAGGAAGGAAAGGGGCAAAGACAUGUGGAGGAAGGAAGGAGGAAAAAGGAGAAGGAAAGAGGAAGAAAGGAAAAGGAAAGAGAAAGUGAGAGAAAGAGAAGGAUAGAAAGAGAAAGGAAGGAGGGAGGGAAGUGAGAUGAGCCAAGUGGCAAAAGGAGGGGAGGAAGGAAGAAAGGAAGGAAGGAAGGAAGAGUAAAGUAGAAGGAAAGAGAGGAAGGAUGAGAAAGAGAAAAGGAAGAGGAAGUGGGAGGAAGAGAAGGAGCAAAGAGAGGGAGGAGAAAGGACGAAAGGAAAAGAGAGAAAGAAUGAAAGAGAGAGGAAGGAAGGAAAGGAGAAGGAAAGAGGAAGGGAAGGAGGAAAGGAGAGAAAGAGAAGGAAAGGAAGAGAAGAAGAGAAAAAGGAAAGGCACCUUUGGCGAGAUGGAGGAAGGCGAGGAGGCACCCUUGCAGGACAGCGCCAGCAGCCAAUUGGAGAAGGAGGGCGGGGCUUCCGACCCGGACGGCGACAGUUCCGCAGAAGGCGAUUCGCCCGCUUCCCCUUGCAGCGAAAGAAGUGAACUGAAAGAAAACAUGGAGAGUCCGACGGAGCCAGAGAAGCAGGAGACUCCGGAGAAGCCGCAGGAGCAGAAACCAUGGAACGGACCAGCUGAGCUGGAGAUGAUGACUUCCGAGGAGGGAAACAAGCCACAGGCCAAGCAGAACGUGCCGGAAGGAGUGUCAUGGGGUCCCUACCGGGGCAACAUCCAAAGCGAGGCCUCGUCUCCUGGACACGGAGAGCAGCCAAAUCACCCGGUGUCCCUGAUGCUGGAAAACGAAGAUUGCUGGCUGUCGGCGCUGCCGUUGGUUCCUGCCGAAAGCGACGCCAAUUCAGUGAUCUACAAGAAAGAUGAUGCGAUUUGGUGCAAAACCACGACGGCCAUUGCGGAAGGGGAGGCGCUGAGGGCGUUUGUCAUGGCCGAGCCCAUGGGGAUCCCCAACCACAGCGUGAAGACCGAGAGUGGGGAGCCCGCCUUCGCUGCCUCGCUGCCCCCCGAAAUCCAGCUCCUGCCCCAGCAAGCUGGCAUGGCCGCCAUACUGGCCACGGCGGUCGUGAACAAGGACGUCUUCCCCUGCAAAGACUGCGGCAUCUGGUACCGGAGCGAGCGCAACCUGCAGGCUCACUUGAUGUAUUAUUGCGCCAGCCGGCAGAGCGCGGCUUCGCCCGCCAUGGACGAGAAGCCCAAGGAGACCUACCCCAACGAGCGCAUUUGCCCCUUCCCGCAGUGCAAGAAGAGCUGCCCCAGCGCCAGCUCCCUGGAGAUCCACAUGCGCAGCCACAGCGGAGAGAGACCUUUUGUCUGCCUCAUCUGCCUUUCUGCUUUCACCACAAAAGCAAACUGUGAGCGACACUUGAAGGUCCACACUGACACAUUGAACGGGGUCUGCCACAGCUGUGGCUUCAUCUCCACCACCAGAGAUAUCCUCUACAGCCACCUGGUCACCAACCAUAUGAUCUGCCAGCCCGGCUCCAAGGGGGAGGUCUAUUCCCCAGGCCCCACUGGCCCGGCUCCUGGCAACAAGCCCCUCAACCCAGGUGUGAACACACCCGUCCCGGCGCCCAGCUUCAAGUGCAGCUUUUGUGGUUAUGUGGCGGACUGUUUGCUCAGCCUCCAACAACAUGUGGUGCUCCACAGUGCCGCCGUUGCCGCAGCCUCUGCCGCAGCCUCCGCCGCGGCCAUUCCUCCAGGUUCGGAUUCCAAAGCUGCGCAAAGCCAUCCAGAUGUCUCAGCCAAGGCGGCGACACAGGGAGCAUCAUUGCCCAGCACAAACGAAGUGGCAAAUGGCUCUCCUCCCCAAGAAGCCAGCUCCUCCGCAGCCGUAUCCGACGGGGUGCUGCAAGUGCGGAUCAAGGAGGAGCCCCUAGACGAGGGGGAGGCGUCCGCCGGACCCCUUUUGGCACAGACGGCGACUGGUCCCGAGUCGGAACCGGAGGCCUCUUCCCGAGCGUCUUCUCCCCGCAGCAUGCACUCCGUGAAGGUCAAGUCCGAGGUCGCCAGCCCCACUCCGGGGUCCAGCCCAGUGCCCAGCGAACCCGGAUCCAGCAUCCCAGGCAGCACGAUCUUCCUGCCCCAGUAUGUCUUCGGCCACGAGGCCACGGUGGUGCCGCAGGCGUCGGAGAUCCUGGCCAAGAUGUCGGAGCUGGUGCACAGCCGGCUGAAGCAAGGCCACGGAGGAGUCCCCCCGAACCUUUUCCCGGGUACCCCAGUGCCCAAGGGGGCCACCUGCUUCGAAUGCGAGAUCACGUUCAACAACAUCAACAACUACUACGUCCACAAGCGGCUGUAUUGCUCCAGCCGCCGGGUGACGGAGGAGAACUCCCCCAGCGCUCGGAAGUUGAAAGCGGCCCCCUCGUCAGCUGCCCCCAAGGGCCCCCCUGCAACACUCCUCUCACCACAGCAGCCUGGGGAGGACAAGACCACGGAAGAAGGGGAAGCUGGGGGAGGGGCCACUCCACCCGCCCUAGAGAUCAAGCAGGAGGUGAAGGUGGAGGAGAGCGCAGCCAAAGCCAGCCCCUCACCCGAGGCGGACGCAGCGGGGCGCACGAGUGAGGACAGCCAGAGUCCCGGGGCCAGCUCUGUGGAGGAGCCGGACGAUGACCCCAGCCGCACCGUAUGUGAGGCCUGCAACAUCCGCUUCAGCCGGCACGAGACCUACAUGGUGCACAAGCGCUAUUACUGUGCCUCCCGCCACGACCCUCCGCUGCGCCGGAGCGGGGCUGCCGGGAAAGUGCCCUUCCUGCCCCAGCCCAUCCGCACUCGCAAGCGGCGCAAGCUGUACGAGAUCCACAACGCCGCCAGCCAGCUCAACAGCAGCAGCAGCAGCACCCCAGAAGCCCACCGCCCCGAGGUGCCACCAGUCGUCCCCGCUCUCAUUUCCGUGGUCAAGGCGGCCCCUUCCCCAAGCUCAAGCCCCGAUGCCGAUGGGCCCAUCGACCUGAGCAAGAAGCCCCGGCUUCACGGCGGCAGCGGCGGAGAGGUGCUCCCGGCCUCCCUGCUGCCCCUGGCGGACUACCACGAAUGCACCGCUUGCCGCAUCAGCUUCCACACCCUGGACAGCUAUCUGGCCCACAAGAAGUACUACUGCCCGGCCACACCGUUACAGCCCAGCACUCUGGAGCAGCUGCAGAAGAUCAAGGGAGCGGUCCCGGCUCUUCUGAAACCUCGGGGAAGCCCAGAGAGGUCGGGGGACGAACACGAGGGGCCCCCGCAGGUCAAAGUAGAGAAGGCCACGCCGUCCUUGUGCCCCGCCGCUCCCCAGCCCACCUUUCCCGGCUUGGAUCCCCUUCAGCAGCGCUACCUGGAUGCCAAGGCCCUCCACCUCCAAGGCGGGAAGGUGUCGCUGGCGGCGUGCCCCUACUGCCCGCUCAAUGGGGCCGUCAAGGGGGACUUGGUGGAGCACUUCCGCAACGCCCACGGCCUCUUUGCUGCCAAAACGGUCUCCGGCGCCACCUUGAUCGAGGCCACCCGGACGCUGGCCGAGGGCAGCCACUUGCUCCCCCCGCUGCCCGCCGCCUCCCCGCCCCAGACCCUCCCCCGGUUGCGCAAGGACAGCUUCAACGGCAAGGAGCCCCCCAUCCCCCCGGUGUCGAACGGGAGUCCACGUCCCUCCGCCUCCCCGCAGCCUCUUUUGCCCGCCUCCCCCUCCGUCCCAUUGCCCGUGUCUCCUUUGCCCGAGGUGCCCCCCAACGCCCUUCCCGGCUUUACGGACAAAAGCGUCCAGACCCCGCCGGGCAAAGGACCGCCGGCCCCCGUGACCAACGGCAACCACCGGUACUGCCGCCUCUGCAACAUCAAGUUCAGCAGCCUCUCGACUUUCAUCGCCCACAAGAAGUACUACUGUUCCUCACAUGCGGCCGAACACGUCAAGUAACGCGUGGCGCAUGCGCAUCACUUACUAGCCGAGAAGCCUGGCUUCUUUCUGGUUCGACAUGGCGCUUGGGAGCCAUUCGGUUGAGAGACAAACUCUUUGGAUUUGGACGGAAGGAUGGCUUUUGCACUAGAGCCGCUCAAGGGCUGACCGGUUGUCCCUUCAAAGUCCAGUGAGUUCAGGGACUGAGAGGGGGGAGUUUGGGGCAUUUAGACCAGGCCUGGGCCAACUUGGGCCUUCUGGGUGUUUUGGACUGCAACUCCUACCAUUCCUAACAGCCUCAGGUCGGAUGCAAAAGUGAAUACAAAAGGGAGUCCUGAGUCUGAACAUGCUCAGUACAAUCACAUGUCAACUCCCAUUAUUCCUAACAGCCUCAGGCCCUUUCCUUUUCCCCCUCCGCCGCUUAAGCGGCGGAGGGGGAAAAGGAAGGGGCCUGAGGCUGUUAGGAAUGGUGGGAGUUGCAGUCCAAAACACCCGGAGGGCCCAAGUUGGCCCAUGCCCGAUUUAGACGAAUCAGAGAGCAUUAAAAUAUAUGUAUAUGGGUUCUCCCUCCCUCCUUUCUCAAGGGGACACACCAUCUCUUUUUCCUUUCGUAGCCAUUUCCUUGUGACAUUCGCCCCCCAAAAAAACGACACCGGCCUAAGUGACCCACUUCCAAGAAGGGACCCCAAAGAGACGUGGUUGUCUAUUUCCUAUCGACUUAAGCUCUGGCUCACAUCCAUCCGCCAAGCGGGUUUCCCAAUCGUUCCCGUCUCCUGGCCCAUGAAUUGUAGACAUGCACUUGCGCUGAGAAAGCAAAGAAUAUACAGUGCAAGGCGCAACUGCUCCUGAGCAUGUGCAGAGCAUCCAUUCGUCACCCAAAAGUACAUGAAGGGAAUAUAAAGUGCAAGGUGCAACUGCUCCUGAGCACGUGCAGAGCAUCCAUUCGUCACCCAAAAGUACAUGAAGGGAAUAUAAAGUGCAAGGUGCAACUGCUGAGCACGUGCAGAGCAUCAAUUCGUCACCCAAAAGUACAUGAAGGGAAUAUAAAGUGCAAGGUGCAACUGCUGAGCACGUGCAGAGCAUCAAUUCGUCACCCAAAAGUACAUGAAGGGAAUAUAAAGUGCAAGGUGCAACUGCUGAGCACGUGCAGAGCAUCAAUUCGUCACCCAAAAGUACAUGAAGGGAAUAUAAAGUGCAAGGUGCAACUGCUCCUGAGCACGUGCAGAGCAUCAAUUCAUCACCCAAACAUAAACAUACUGCCAUGCAGGGAAUACAAAGUGCAACUACUCCGAAACAUGUGCAGAGCAUCCAUUUGUCACCCAAAAGGAGACAUAUAUCCAUGCACGGGGUAUCUGUAUGACUUCCCAUCAUCUAUUUAUACAUGUCUGUCAUGUCUCCUCUCAGCCUUCUGAGAGGAGUGUCAAUUUGUCACCCAGGAUAUAAAGUGCUAGGUGCAACCGCUCCUGAGCAUGUGCAGAGCAUCAGUUUGUCACCUGAAAGUAGACAUACAUCCAUGUAGGGAAUAUAAAGUGCAAGGCGCAACUGCUGACCAUGUGCAGAACAUCAAUUUGUCACCCAAAAGUAGACACAUAUCCAUUCAGGGAAUACAAAGUUCUAGGUGCAACUGCUCCUGAACGUGUCCAGAGCAUCAUUUCGUUACCCAAAAGUACACACAUAUCCCUGUAAAGAAUAUAAAAUGCACGGUUCAUCUUCUGAGCAUGUGCAGAGCAUCAAGUCAUCACCCAAAAGUAGACCUAUAUCCAUGCAGGGAAUAUAAAGUGCUAGGCGCAACUGCUCCUGAGCAUGUGCAGAGCAUCAAUUUGUCACCCAAAGGUACAUGCAGGGAAUAUAAAGUAGUAGGCGCAACUGCUGAGCAUGUACAGCACAUCAAUUUGUCACCCAUAAGUAGGCGUACUACCAUGCAGAAAAUAUAAAGUGCUAGGCACAACGGCUGGCCAUGUGCAGAGCAUCAAUUUGUCACCCUAAAGGAGACAUACUACCAUGCAAGGAAUAUAAAGUGCGAUGCGCAACUGCUCCUGAGCAUGUGCAAAGCAUCAAUUUGUCACCCAAACAUAAACAUACACCAAUGCAGGAAAUACAGAGUGCAAGGUGCAACUGCUCCUGAGCAUGUGCAGAACAUCCAUUCGUCACCCCAAAGUACAUGAAGGGAAUAUAAAGUGCAAGAUGCAGCUGCUCCUGAGCAUGUGCAGAGCAACAAUUUGUCAUCCAAAAGUACAUGAAGGGAAUAUAAAGUGCAAGAUGCAACUGCUCCUGAGCAUGUUCAGAGCAUCAUUUUGUCACCCAAAAGUAGACACAUAUCCAUGCAGGGAAUAUAAAGUGUUAGGCGCAAAUGCUCCUGAGCAUGUGCAGAGCAUCAAUUCGUCACCUGAAAUUAGACAUAUAUCCAUGCAAGGAAUAUAAAGUGCUAGGCGCGACUACUCCUAAACAUGUGCAGAGCAUCAUUUCGUCACCCAAAAGGAAACAUAUAAACAUACAUCAAUGCAGGAAAUACAAAGUGCAAAGCACGACUGUUCCUGAACAUGUGCAGAACAUCAGUUAGUCACCCAAAAGUACAUGCAUGGAAUAUAAAGUGCAAAGCACGACUGUUCCUGAACAUGUGCAGAACAUCAAUUAGUCACCCAAAAGUACAUGCAUGGAAUAUAAAGUGCAAAGCACGACUGUUCCUGAACAUGUGCAGAACAUCAAUUAGUCACCCAAAAGUACAUAAAGGGAAUAUAAAGUGCAACUGCUCCUGAGCAUGUGCAGAGCAUCAAUUUGUCACCCUAAAGGAGACAUACUACCAUGCAGGGAAUAUAAAGAGCUGGAGAAAUGUUUGUUCUCUUGUGCAAGCGCUGGAAUUCCAUUUUUUCAUUUUGUCGCUCUAUCUUAUGGGAUCUUGGGAUCUGUAGUUGGUGGGGAACUAGAUCUCUCUGGCAGAGAAUCCUAAACUCCAAACACCAGGGUUCCAUAAGAGUUCAUAACGGAGUUUCUUUUCCCCCAGGACUAAACUCAUUCCACACCCCACAUCCCUGGGCAUUUCUGGACAGACUUCUGGCAGGCCAUGCGCGCCCAGUAACGGAUGGGGUUUCAUCCUCCUCCAUUGGUCCCAUUGCAACCGCCUGCCUUCGGGGCUGUGUCCCCCCCCCCCCUUUGUCCCCCCUUUUGUCCCCAAAUCGUCUUUCCGGUGGGUUUAUGUAGAAUCGAUGUGGACUGGAACUGAAAAAAAAAUGCAAACAAGACAGCACUGAAAAAAAAAAAGGAGGGACCGACUCUCCGUUUGGCAAUUCUGUGUAUAAGUUGUGUACAUAAAUAAAUGUCUAAUGAACCUGU
This is a messenger RNA of Anolis carolinensis (green anole), 8963 nucleotides long. RefSeq names its product zinc finger protein, FOG family member 1 (gene zfpm1). The record is from RefSeq and is a predicted model, not a curated record. Gene Ontology annotation, cellular component: nucleus. Gene Ontology annotation, molecular function: RNA polymerase II-specific DNA-binding transcription factor binding. The transcript is spliced from 10 exons. Lineage: Eukaryota; Metazoa; Chordata; Lepidosauria; Squamata; Anolidae. Gene Ontology annotation, biological process: heart development; positive regulation of transcription by RNA polymerase II; negative regulation of transcription by RNA polymerase II. Bases 1965 to 5654 code for a protein of 1229 amino acids.